This is a messenger RNA of Mauremys mutica (yellowpond turtle), 1861 nucleotides long. RefSeq names its product tubulin delta 1 (gene TUBD1). The transcript is spliced from 9 exons. Gene Ontology annotation, cellular component: cytoplasm; microtubule. Gene Ontology annotation, molecular function: GTP binding; structural constituent of cytoskeleton. The coding region runs from base 257 to 1618 and encodes 453 amino acids. Lineage: Eukaryota; Metazoa; Chordata; Testudines; Geoemydidae. Gene Ontology annotation, biological process: microtubule cytoskeleton organization; mitotic cell cycle. The record is from RefSeq and is a predicted model, not a curated record.
AUGUUCAUUGAAGCCUCCAACACUGGUACUGUACCUGCGCACUGAAGCCCCCUACACCGCCUCCUGCUGGCUCAGAGCAUGCGCAAGCGGUCUGUUGAAAGGCGGCUCUGUACCGCUGCCGGAGGGGCCAGGAGGCUUGUUGUGAUGGUAACGCUGCGCGCGCUCCCUGAGGGAAGGAGUCUUGACCUGCUGGGGCAGAAUCCUGGCGUGAGACCGUGAGGGGCGAGGCUCAGGAUUAAAUCCAAGGUGAAGGAGAAUGUCAAUAGUCACAGUACAGCUUGGUCAGUGUGGUAACCAGAUUGGUUACGAGGUGUUUAAUGCUAUCUGCAAUGACUUCCACAGCACACAUGGACUGUGCUCCAAGAAGGAGAAUGAAUCCUAUCAGGAAGCUUGCAAGGAACGUUUCUUCAGUGAGGAGAAAACUGGAGUACCUGUUGCCCGAGCUGUGCUUGUUGACAUGGAACCGAAAGUAAUCAGUCAGACCCUCUCAAUAGCUGCUAGGUCUGGCCACUGGAAAUAUGACCAUCAGUCACACUUCUGUCAGAAACAGGGGUCUGGAAACAACUGGGCAAAUGGUUACUCUGUUCAUGGGCCCAGGUACAGAGAAGUUAUCAUGAACCUGGUACAGAAGGAAGCAGAGAAGUGUGACCGACUCAGUGGAUUUUUCACAGUAAUGAGCAUGGCUGGUGGCACAGGAUCAGGCAUGGGAGCCUUUGUGACCCAGUGCUUAAGAGAUGCUUUUCCAACCUCAUUUAUACUCAACCAGGUUAUCUGGCCCUAUGGAACCGGUGAGGUAAUUGUUCAAAACUACAACUCAGUUCUGACACUGUCACACCUGUACCAGUCAGCAGAUGCUCUCCUUGUUCACGAAAAUGAUGCCAUCCACAAGAUCUGUGCUCAGCUAAUGAAUAUUAAAAAGAUCUCCUUCAGGGAUGUAAAUCAAGUAAUUGCACAUCAGCUGGGAAGUGUGUUCCAGCCCACUUACUCCUCAGAAGGUGCCUCACAGUAUAGCAGAAGCCCACUAGGAGACUUAAUGGAGUCUUUAGUUCCCCAUCCUGAAUUCAAGAUGUUGGGUCUUCGUAACAUACCGCAGAUGUCAGAGAACUCCCUGGCAUACAGCACAUUUACUUGGCCUGGGCUCAUCAAACAUCUAAGACAGAUGCUUAUUGCUAAUGCGAAGAUGGAAGAAGGUAUCGAUUGGCAGGUGCGACCACCAUUGCCUGGGCAUCCUGUCCCUCCAAAAGCCUCUCCAAGUAAGGCACUACAUUUUAAUACCUCCAUUGCCAACCUGGUUGUCCUGCGAGGAAAAGAUGUGCAAAGCGUUGAUCUAGGAGGUUUCAGAGAUCCAGCAUUGUAUACAUCCUGGCUAAACCCUCAAGAGGCCUUUAAAAUAUGGAAAACACCAAGAGCCUUUAACAAGUAUGAAAAAUCUGCUUCUUUGGUCAGCAACAGCCAGUUCCUGCUGAAACUUAUGGACAACAUUGUGGGGAAAGCUUGGAAUAUGUUUGCUUCCAAAGCUUAUGUUCACCAGUACACUAAGUUUGGGAUCGAAGAGGAGGACUUUCUGGACUGCUUCACAACUCUGGAACAGGUUAUCUCUAGUUAUGCCAGCCUUUGAUUUUUCAGCAACUUACAACUAGGGCUUUGUCAGGGGGAGUACACACUGAAAGGCUUUCUGUGUCAGCUUCCCCAAGUUGAAGUGGCUAAGGGAGGUGCAGGAGUGUAAAUGCUCUUUUUGUUGUUGAAGGAAUAGUUGUCUACAUCAGGACUGAAUCUGUUCCUUGUCUCCCAUACAGACAAGUGUAUUUUGUAUACAAUGAAUUUAUACAUUGAAUAUUUAAUAAAAAAGUUUUAUUUUUCA